Messenger RNA from Aspergillus uvarum CBS 121591, 2667 nucleotides. RefSeq names its product MFS general substrate transporter. Gene Ontology annotation, biological process: transmembrane transport. The transcript has 5 exons. The record is from RefSeq and is a predicted model, not a curated record. NCBI's taxonomy places the organism in Eukaryota, Fungi, Ascomycota, Eurotiomycetes, Eurotiales, Aspergillaceae. Gene Ontology annotation, cellular component: membrane. The coding region runs from base 1 to 2667 and encodes 888 amino acids. Gene Ontology annotation, molecular function: transmembrane transporter activity.
AUGUCCCAAAUAUCGAUUCUCAAUCUGCCGCCCGAGAUUCUCAACCAGAUCUUCUGGAUCUGCGUGGAAAACUCGCAACACACCCUCACCGCCAUUCUCCUUACCUGUCAGCAGUUCUACCGCCUCUCCCUUCCCAUUCAGUAUCACGAUCUCAAGUUUCUUUCCCCUGCCAACCACGAGUCAUAUGCCUCCGAUGUCCUCACUUGGUGUCGCGCGGUCCGCACCCUGAAGAUUUGGGGUGUCGCAUUCCUCGCGCCUAAGAACAGGACAUGCUCACGGACCAAAGCCAAGUCGGGCCAGAUCAUUGACCUCAGUCGAUGGGAAAUUCUUAAAUAUGCUCUCCGGCAGCUCCCUGCCCUGCGACGAAUCGAGAUGGCUACUGAACCGGAUUCCCCCGUCCAUGGGUUUGAUUGUCGCUUCGAUUGUCGGCUACAGGGGUACUGGGAGCUACAAACAUUGCCGGGCACUGGCACGGAAGUUUUUAAAGCGACCAACGAGAGGGCGCGCAAGUGUGGUGAUGCAAUACAGAGUGAUGUGAUCGAGCCACGUCCCAUCCCCGGCGACCCGGUCGACUUUUGCAUCGCAUUUGGGUCGGGAUACGCGACUAAGAUGGCCGCGGAAGCAAUCGUCGACGCAAACAUAAUCAACGCCUGGUUGAAGGCGCAUCCGCACGUGCUACGACGUAUAAUUCUUGGGCAUUCCCCACUGACCGCCGAGUUUCACGCGGCGCGCUGGCGCACGGUCUCCUGUCCCGAAUCGCAGACACGAACAUGCUCUUCUGGCCGCGGGUUUAUUCCUCCCUCGACGAUAGCCGAGCGACUCCUGAGCCCAACCGUACACACGUUUGUCUGGGACCUGUCCUUUUACGAGAUGGCAUGCGAGGACUUCGGGGAACGGGAAGAGGACUGGCUGCGGAAAAUGGCCGGAUUCAUUGUCGCCGCCGCUCCGCCGGCGCUGCGGACGAUCCAGCUCGACUUCGACCCCGACCCGCAUCAUUUCCUGCCCACCGACCCGGAGGAGUAUCCAUGGGACCGAAUCACACGCUUGGAGCAGGAGCUGCGGAUUGUCGAGACCCAACCCAUAACCGCAUCUGAUCAGGUGACCCAAAUCAACCUGCUGUCCACUCCUAAGCCCACCAACCCCGAGGCUGUCGAGAGCCGCCAUGAGAAUGAGGAUACCGUGACGACCGUGUCAGAUGCUCCAUUAGCGGACUCGGGAACUGGAGCAACGCCACUGCCGCUGACCGACCUGGACCAAGGCAUUGUCGGGUGGGAUAGCCAAGAAGACCCGUCGAUGCCCCUGAACUUUCCUCAAGCCCGCAAGUGGAUUCUUAUCAGCCAGGUGUCGGCAAUUACCUUCAUCUCUCCCUUGGCUACGACCAUUGUGGCCCCAGCCGCCUCGUAUAUCGAUGCCGAUCUCGACAAUUCGAGUGCGAUUCUGUCCAGCUUUGUGACCUCGAUCUAUCUCUUAGGCUAUGUGGUCGGACCACUGCUCUUAGGCCCGGCCAGCGAGAUCUGGGGUCGACGUCCGGUGAUGUCGGCGGCGAACUGGUCGUUUGUGGUGUGGCAGGUGUGCUGCGCCCGCGCGCCUACAAUAAGCGCGUUGAUCGGGUUCCGCUUCUUGGCCGGAAUCGGCGGGGCAGGGUGCAUGACGCUCAACGGCGGGGUGGUGGCCGAUCUGUUCGUGCCGGAAGAGCGGGGCGGGGCCAAUGCGAUCGCGGCGGUGGGCGUCAUCUUCGGCCCGGUGCUCGGCCCCAUCUGCGGGGGGUUCAUUGCCGAACGGGCCGGUUGGCGCUGGGUGUUCUGGACGCUCUGCUGCGCUGGCGGGGUGAUCAGUGCCGCCAUCGAGGUCUUCAACCGAGAGAGCUACGCCCCCGUGCUGAUUGCCCGCAAGACUGCGCGCCUGGCCAAGACGCUGGGGCGUUCGGAUCUACAGUCCGCCUACGAGAGCCAAGAUGGGCCGAGUCACAGCAACAGCAGCGCCUGGCGCCGGAUGCAGCGCGAUCUAACGCGCCCCCUGCGGAUGCUCUUCCUCUCGCCCCUCGUGGCGCUGUUCUCCACCUACAUGGCUCUGGUCUACGGGCUCUUCUACCUGCUCCUGACGACCAUCACCACCGUCUACCAGGACACCUACCACUGGUCGCCGGAGCUCACGGGGCUCGCCUAUCUGGGCCCCAGCCUGGGAUUCCUGGCGGGUCUGCUGAGCAUCGCCACCACAAGCGACCGGCUGAUCGUCACGUUGACCGCGCGCAACGGCGGUGUCUACGAGCCCGAGAUGCGCCUGCCCUUCAUGGUGGUCUUCGGCCUCCUGAUCCCCGGCGCCCUCUUCUGGUAUGGGUGGACGGCCGACCGCGCCGUCUUCUGGCUCGUGCCGCUGCUCGGCCUCGUGCCCUUCGGCUUCGGCAUGCUGGGCAUCUUCUUCGCCAUCCAGAUGUACAUGAUCGACGCCUUCCCGCGCUACGCCGCCUCCGCCAUGGCCGCCGUCACCGUCUCCCGCUCGCUCCUCGGCGCCCUCCUGCCGCUGGCCGGCCCCCCGCUGUACGACCGUCUGGGCCUGGGCUGGGGCAACUCCCUGCUGGGGUUCAUAGCGCUGGCCAUGGUCCCCGUGCCGUAUUAUUUGUUGAAGAUGGGACGGUCCAUUCGGUUGAACCAUCCUAUUGAACUGUGA